Molecule: messenger RNA, 1703 nt
Organism: Punica granatum (pomegranate)
Lineage: Eukaryota; Viridiplantae; Streptophyta; Magnoliopsida; Myrtales; Lythraceae
Source: RefSeq, a predicted model, not a curated record
AACGACAUCGUUGUCCGGGUCCGCCAGCGCCAACCUGCCUGCCUUCUUCGGCCCCCGUCUCUCUCUCUCUCUCUCUCUCUCUCCUCUCUCCCUCUCACAGAGGUUUCAGACCCCGCCGGAAUUUCAGCUCACUGAGUAGCAAUCCGACUGCCCCGCCUCCCGGCCGCCGGCCUUCACUCCUUACGCAUCCGCCACAGAUCUACGUGGAAGUUGUGAUGAAUUGAACCUGAGGGCUUCUGCUUAGAUCUCUUUGAAGCAGUUGAUGCCUUCAGUUUCCAUAUUGCAGAGCUGAGAUGGAUGAUGCGAAGGGGAGACAGAAGAUGGAUUACUACAAAGGAAUGCCCCCUUCGUGGAAUAUACCAUCCCAGCAGCAGGCGAAAGCAUUUAAUGCCCUAGACAUGAACCGGAAGAUCAUGGCCAUUUUAGCGGACAAGGACAAUGCUAUCAGAGAGAGGAAUGUCGCUAUCAAUGAGACUAAGGAAGCCCUGCGAGCUCGUGACGAGGCCAUCAAACAGACUAAUCAGGCAUAUGUGGAGCGUGACAAGGCCCUCAUGGAGAGGGACAGUGCAAAGGCCGCUCUCCAGUACUUUGUGAAUGACAUUAGCAACUACUCCACAGCUGGUGGAAAUCAGCAAAGGGGCAUGAAGCGGGCACACCCAUCAGUAUCACCAUCCUACUCUCACUCGCAUCCUUCACAGGUAGAUCUACCUGAAGCUUUUGCAGACAUGGACGAAGCUCACCAGCAAGUGACGGAUGGUUCAUCAGGUAAGCCAGGCCGCACAAAGCGCGCGAAACAGAGCAAAGGCAAUUCUGCAAGAGGGUCAAAGGGCAAGAAAGUGGGGGAGGAUCUGAACAUGUGGGCCCCACCACUGGAGAAGAGGGUCCGGUCCAAGUGGGACAGUCGAGAAGAAGGGUUGAACCUGGUGAACUACAAUGGGUCUAUAAUGCCUGUUCCUGUUUGUUCUUGCACUGGAGUGCCUCGGCACUGCUAUAAAUGGGGAAAUGGUGGGUGGCAGUCUUCCUGUUGCACUACGACUAUCUCGAUGUACCCUCUGCCCCAGAUCCCGAACAAACGUCAUGCUCGGGUAGGGGGUCGGAAAAUGAGUGGCAGUGUGUUCUCAAAGUUGCUCAGUCGACUGGCCGAAGAGGGACAUGAUCUGUCAGUGCCGCUGGAUCUGAAGGAUUACUGGGCCAAGCACGGGACCAAUCGAUACAUCACCAUUAAGUAAUUCGCACCCGGUUAUCCACAACAACAUGUUAUCAUAAACUCAGGCCUCUUCUCGGUGCCUGAAUUCAGCUCAGCUCAAUCUUACUGUGUUUUGGAUUCGACCUGAGAUUAAUUACAUUUUUCUGGAGGGAUCGGUUUUAGCAGUAACAUUGGAGCUUGGACAAUUUUUUGCAGUCUCUGGUGGGGUGGGGGAAGACUAACAAGCAAAUAGGUGCUCGUCCGAUGGGGUUACACAACUGUUAGCCCGGUACAUUGCGUCCAAUUCUCGAUAAUUGGAUGUCUCAUGGGGUCCGACUCUGCUCUGCAGUUCUUGUUCUGUAUGUAAUGUUGAUGGUCUGAGAGGCAGAUGGUUCAUUUGUGUAGGUGACUGGAACAAAGAUGCGGUCAUUGUUGGUGUAGGAUUUCAAUUAAAUGUACUUAGGGAUUUUUAUAUUUAAUUUCAAUACUAAAUUGCAUUUCGGAUUCAUAAUUUCCA